This is a messenger RNA of Dunckerocampus dactyliophorus (ringed pipefish), 1689 nucleotides long. Its product is annotated as solute carrier family 22 member 13-like. Gene Ontology annotation, molecular function: transmembrane transporter activity. Gene Ontology annotation, cellular component: membrane. The transcript is spliced from 10 exons. NCBI's taxonomy places the organism in Eukaryota, Metazoa, Chordata, Actinopteri, Syngnathiformes, Syngnathidae. The record is from RefSeq and is a predicted model, not a curated record. Gene Ontology annotation, biological process: transmembrane transport. Bases 1 to 1614 code for a protein of 537 amino acids.
AUGGCUGAUUUUGGAGAGAUCCUCAGGAACAUCGGGGAGUUUGGAACGUUCCAGAAGCUCAUCAUUUGCACACUUUCUUUCCCAAAUAUUAUUUUAGCUUUUGAAUUUGCGUGCAUCUUUUUCAUCGAGUCAGAUCCAGAACGACAUUGCAACACGGACUGGAUCCUCAAGGCUGACGCUAACCUGACCACACGGGAGCAGCUGAACUUGACCGUUCCUCUGGAGCAGGAUGGCUCCUUCAGCAGGUGUCGCAUGUUUGCUCCGGUGGACUGGGACAUCGGAGACAUCAGGGAGCACGGACUCAAUGAGACUACAGUGUGUCAGAAUGGUUGGGUGUACUACAGUUCACUUUAUACAGCCACCAUAAUCACUGAUUUUGAUCUCGUAUGUGAUCGGGCUCCUUUGCUGCAAGUGGCACAAACAGUGAUGAUGUCGGGCAUUUUGCUUGGUUGCCUCUUAUUCGGACCUUUCGCUGAAUCGUUUGGUCGUAAACGAGCAGUUCAAAUUCCAAUGGCUUUCACCCUCAUCUUUACCAUCACCACUGCAUUGUCCCCCAACUUCCUGCUAUACCUGCUCUCACAGUUUUUCAUGGGCCUUGGCUAUGGAGGAUUUCGCCUAAACUGCCUUAUAUUGGCCACCGAGUGGAUUGGCGUGUCCAAAAGGUCGUGGGCAGCAUGCAUAACUCAACUAUGUGGUGCAAUUGGACAGGCCAUCCUUGCUGGUGUGAUCUACAUUGUCAGAGACUGGAGACUCGCUCAACUCGUCACUGCAGCUCCACUAGCAGUCAUUUUCAUUUAUAUAUGGUUCCUUCCAGAGUCAGCCAGGUGGCUGUUGGACAGAGGGAGGACAGAAGAGGCUAAAAUGUUGCUGGCAAAGGUGGCAGCUGUCAACAAACGCCCAUUUUCAGACUUUCAUCUGGAAAAGAUUGCUGUGAAAGAAGCGGAGAAAAAGUGUGCCGUUUCAAUACUUAUCCAGUCAUCUGUGCUUAGGAAGUAUUUCUUUACCGUAAUAUUUAUAUGGUUCUCACUGAAUGUUGCAUACUACUGCAUUUCAUUCAAUGUGGGGAAUUUCGGUUUGGACGUAUUCUUGACACAGCUCUUGUUUGGUGUGACUGAAUUGCCUGCUCACAUACUUUGUAUGUGGCUGUUGGAAGCACUGGGGAGAAGAAUAUCGUUCAUCUCAACACUUCUGGCUGGGGGGUCCUUGUGUAGUUUGAUGCUUGUUUUUAGUCAAGGCAAUCCUGUUGCUGUAACUGUACUGGCAACAUCAGGACGUUUCAUUAUUAACUCGGCCGCAACCGUAUGUAAUGUUUAUGUCCAAGAGUUAUUCCCAACAUCUUGUCGACAAACAGCCUCUGGUUUAGGCUCCAUUGCAAGUCGGGCGGGUGGUCUGAUCGCGCCGCUGGUCAACAUGUUAGCUCUUUACCACUGGUCCAUACCCAUCGUAAUCUUCAGCAGCCUCACUCUAAUCAGUGGGGGUCUGAGCUUCCUUCUUCCUGAGACACAAGGGACUGAACUACCAGAUUCAACCGAUGAGGCUGAGAGCAACAGAAAUAAGAAGACAACCAAGAAAGAAUGUGAAUCAAAUAUACACAUCAAAUCAAGUAAACUGUAGCGCCUGCCAACACCAACAGCUUUAUACAAUGCUCUGUGUGUCCAAACCAUUUUUAGAAGAAGAUACACUGCCUGG